Messenger RNA from Akanthomyces muscarius, 1125 nucleotides. RefSeq lists its product as uncharacterized. NCBI's taxonomy places the organism in Eukaryota, Fungi, Ascomycota, Sordariomycetes, Hypocreales, Cordycipitaceae. The coding region runs from base 1 to 1125 and encodes 374 amino acids. The record is from RefSeq and is a predicted model, not a curated record. The transcript has a single exon. Gene Ontology annotation, molecular function: dioxygenase activity.
AUGGCCGCCGCAGCAACCGCAACCACCACCAUCCAGCUCGCCUCACCGGACGGGCCUGUCACCAGGACGAUACUUCAAGCCCCGCUCCGCGACGCCCUCCCGUCCGAGAUCCCCAUCAUUGACAUUGCCGAUCUCGUCGGCGCGUCCUCUACCCUCGAAGCCCGCAAGGCCGUGGCCGCCCGCAUCCGCGACGCGGCCACCAACACGGGCUUCUUCUACAUUGUCAACCACGGCGUGCCGCUCGACGUCACCGACGCCUCGGGCCAUGCCGCCCGGGACUUUUUCCGACAGGACCUGGACAUUAAGCUGCGCGCCCGCGCGCACACCAAAGGUAUGCCGAAUGGAUAUCGGCCCCCAGAUUUUUCGUCCAUCAACCCAACCGAGGGCGUCGACGUCCGGGAGGCCUUUCAGUUUCGCUACGACCCACGCUGGGACCCCAUGGUCCCGGACCAGGAUGCGAUCCCGCAGACUGUGCGUGACGGCUUCAUUCAUGAGGACGACGCCUUUGCCGAGACGGCAAACCAGCCUGAAUUCGGCAGGUCGGCCAAGGCGCACUUCCAAGCCGGCAUGAAGCUGGCCCGGACCCUGACGCAUGCAUUCGCUCUCUCUCUCGACCUGCCCGAGGACGCCUUUGACAAAAAGUCCGAGUAUCCAGGAUGCGCAAUGGCCGUCAACUACUACCCGCCCAUCCCCGGGGGCGCUGCCCGCGCAGGCGGCGCGGAGCCCAGGGAGCCGGCCGCGCGCGUCUCCAUCGGCUCGCACACCGACUUUCAGCUCUUUACGAUUCUCUGGCAGGACGACACCGGCGGGCUGCAGGUCCUGAACCGCGAGGGCCAGUGGAUCCGCGCCGCGCCGAUCCGCGGGUCAUUUGUCGUCAACAUUGCCGACUACAUGCAGCGCAUCACAAACGACCGCUACGUGAGCACCGUGCACCGCGCGCAGAACUGGAGCGGCCGCGAGCGCGUGAGCAUUGCGUUCUUCUGGGGCUUUGGGUUCCACGAGAGCUGCGGCGUGCUGGAGACGUGCGUCGCCGAGGGGGAAAAGGCAAAGUACGAGGAGAUUAGCUGUCGGGAUUGGGUUAGGAAGCGGUUGGCAGACAUGCAAAAGCUAAAGAAUGACGUGUAA